Molecule: messenger RNA, 1497 nt
Organism: Gastrolobium bilobum
Lineage: Eukaryota; Viridiplantae; Streptophyta; Magnoliopsida; Fabales; Fabaceae
Product: cytochrome P450 71A1-like
Exons: 3
Coding region: 1-1497 (498 amino acids)
Molecular function (GO): iron ion binding; oxidoreductase activity, acting on paired donors, with incorporation or reduction of molecular oxygen; heme binding
Source: RefSeq, a predicted model, not a curated record
AUGGAGUCACUUCUUCUACUUUUGUGCCUAGCUCUUCCACUAUUUCUUUUCUUCUUCUUCCAAAAGCACAGAGCCACAACACGUCCUCAUGGUCCUAGAGGCCUUCCUAUAAUAGGGAAUCUUCAUCAGCUGCACAAUCCUACCCUUCAUCUGCAGCUAUGGAAGUUCUCAAAAAAAUAUGGCCCCAUGUUUUCACUUCAACUCGGUUUAAGGCCAUGCCUUGUUGUCUCCUCCUCCACAAUGGCUCAAGAGGUUCUGAAAAUCCAUGACCUUCACUUUUGUGGUAGACCAUCCUUUCUCAGCCAAAAGAAACUGUUCUACAAUAGGGUCGAGAUAGCAUUUUCCCCAUACAAUGAUUCUUGGAGAGAAAUAAAAAAAAUAUGCACAGUUCAUGUCUUUAGCUUGAACCGUGUCUCAAGCUUCUCCUCUAUACGGCAAUUUGAGAUCAAUCAAGUGAUCAGAAAGAUAUCAUUGCAAGCUUCUUCUUCAAAAGUUACCAAUUUGAGUGAGGUUGUGAUGUCUCUGACUAACACUAUAAUUUGUAGAGUUUCUUUUGGGAGAAGCUGUGAAGAGGAAGGAAGAACCAAAAGUAGGUUCCUUAACCUGCUUAAUGAAUCUCAGGUCUUGUUGGGUACAUUCUUUGUUUCUGAUUAUAUUCCAUUAAUGGGGUGGAUUGAUAAACUCAGAGGAUUGCAUGCUCGUCUUGAAAGGAACUCCAAGGAGAUGGAUGCAUUUUUGCAAGAAGUUGUCAACCAGCACCUUGAUAAAAAAUCAGAUGAAGAGGAUAUCAUUGAUGUCUUGUUGAAGCUGAAGAAGCAGAAUUCAUUUUCAUUUGAUCUCACUUAUGAUCGGAUCAAAGCUGUGCUCCUAGAUAUGCUUGUUGGAGGAACAUAUACAAGUGCUGCCACAGUAAUUUCGGCUAUGACCAAAUUAAUAGGAAACCCCAAAGCAAUGAUGAAAGUUCAAGCAGAAGUUAGAAAUUCGUUUGGGAACAGAGGCUUUGUUGAUGAAGAUGAAAUCCAGAAGCUUGGCUACCUUAAGGCAGUGAUAAAAGAGACACUGAGAUUAUUCCCUCCUGUGCCACUACUUUUAGCAAGAGAAACGAAUGAAGAAUGCAUUAUAAAAGGGUAUAAAAUUCAAGCCAAGACAUUGGUGUAUGUGAAUGCAUGGGCCAUUCAAAGAGACCCUGAAAUUUGGAAAGACCCAGAAAAGUUCUAUCCUGAGAGGUUCUUGGAGAGUUCAAUUGAUUUUAAGGGACAAGACUUUGAGCUGAUUCCAUUUGGUUCAGGAAGAAGAAUUUGCCCAGGGUUACAUUUUGGAGUUGCCAAUGUGGAGAUUAUACUUGCAAACCUUCUUUAUUGGUUUGAUUGGGAAAUGCCAACUGAGAUAGAAAAAGAAGUCACAAACAGUCAAAUGCAGCCAGGCAUUGUCCAGAUUGAGAAGGAUUCUCUUUUUCUUGUGCCCAAGAAAAUGGACGUAUUAAUUUUUUUUACCUGA